UGCCCCCUGCUGUGUGUGUUCCAGUAUCGAUACAACCCUUGGUAUCGACGGAUCGGUAUUUGCCUGGCCCCGCCCACUACUGCCAUACAGCGCUGCAGCUUCCUGCCGCGUCAAGAUAUCAACUCUCCACAACAACAAUGAGUGAGUCACUGACGGUGUGCACGGUGGACAAAGAGCUGCUCCAAAAGCUGAAAAAGUUUCGCAUGCGCAAGGAGACCACCAACGGCGCCAUCGUCAUGAAGAUCGACAAGGACAGAGAUCUUGUGGUUCUUGAUGAAGAAUACGAGGACAUUUCUCUUGACGACCUGAAGGACGAACUCCCAGAGAGACAGCCCAGAUAUGUGGUGUACAGUUAUAAGUACCAUCACGACGAUGGACGUAUAUCCUACCCUCUCUGCUUCAUCUUCUCCAGCCCAGCAGGUUGCAAGCCUGAGCAGCAGAUGAUGUACGCAGGAAGUAAAAACUCUUUGGUGAAAGAUACUGAAAUGACAAAGGUGUUUGAGAUCCGAAACACGGAGGACCUGACGGAGGAGUGGCUGAAGGGGAAACUGGCCUUCUUCCGCUAAGGAGGACUCGGAUUGUGCAGGACAAAUGUUGUUGGGGGACAACCUGCUGCAGACCUGGUUUCAAAGCUGUUGACUACUGUACUUCCUUUCUUGUUUUAGGCUUCUGGCUGGUCUAAAACGGAAAUAUAGUGUAAUCUAUUUUGACCCCCCGCCCCCCCCCCUCACACACACACACACACACACACACACACACACACACACACACACACCUCUUAAAUCCCCCCUUUGUGGUCUCCAUGUGCCAGUUGUGUAGGUGUCAGUGUGGAAUUAACACCCAAGUAGCGCUCCAGUGGAACCAAACUUCUUAUUGUCAGCAGACAUGUAGAAUCUUACAACUCACAAUUCAAUCCGAUUCUUGGGUUGACAAUUUGAUUCCCAAUCGCUUUUUGUUUCAGUUUUCUGCAAUAUAUUUGGUGUAUACAUUUGUCAUAAACCUUUUUCAAAACAGCUUAAAGAUAGGAAAAACCUCUUAAAAAUACGGCCUAAAAAAUAUAUUUGUAAUAAUCGAUUCUUGAACACAGAAUCCCAGUGAAUAAGAAUUGGGAUUUUUUUCUUGCAACCUUAUUGGUCAGUUUGGGAGAUGCUUUGUGUUCGUACUGUAAGUCGUUAACUUCUUUAUCCUUUUAUUUGUUUUUACAUUUGGUGCAUUUUGGGUUGUGUAACAUUUUUUCUUUGAAGAGCGUGAAUUAUGAUAUGAAACCAACAUCCUGCCAGGAGAACAUGAGUUCCAGCCAAAGUAGUUGUACAAUAUCGAUUCAAUAUUGGAAAGAUCAUUUGUUUUUAUUCAUAAUUGUAUUGUUAAAAAUCAAUGUAAAUGGACUUUAUUCUAUUUUCAUUCUUCUAGAUACAGUGGUGGUCAAAAGUUUACAUACACCUUAUUUCCUUGAAUUGCCGCCGGGGCGCUAAUUAUUUUAAAACCUCUUCUCACUCCAUGCGGUAAAUUAAGGCCUGCGCUUAUAAAUUUGAGUGUGAUGUAAGGAUACCAUCAUGAAAAGCACAUUUAAUAAAAAAACAUUGUUAUGAAUAGUCCAUGCGCAGCUCCUGCUGAUCAAAAGCAUCGAUAACUUGUUUAUAGAAGUCUUCCUUAUCUUUCUUCAGUUUUAAAAGUCUCUCUGUCCCGAUGGAGAUCUUCCUUUAUUACCUCCUGCUUCGAUUGAAAGUCCAGUUUAGAAAACUGUUUUAUUUUAGAUAUGUAAUCCUCCAUGUUAAAAGUGCAAGCGAGAGGAAAAACUAAACGAUCGCUGCUUGUUGUCACUUCUUCUGCAGCCGAGUAGUCGCAAGAAGGAUCACUAGCGCCCUCUACCACCAGGAGGCGGGAGUCAUUUAAUGACUCAUAUUUGACACACGCAGCUACGGUAUAUUAAUAAAACAUAGCUGCUUACUGUUCUUUUUAGCAUAUUCAAUAGCUUAGACAUUAAAUCCUACUGAAUAGCUCUUAAUCUUCUUCCCUUUAUGCGAUUUCAAAUGAUUGAAAUCAGCCUCCUCCAUUUUGAAAAUGAUGACAGGUGAAGUGUCACUCGUGACGUGACGAGUUUGACCCGGCGGAAAUUCUAGGCAUAUGCUCAUUAUUUGGCGAAACAAGUUUGACCCGGCGGUAAUUCUAGAUGUGCGCUAAUAAAAAUUAUAUUUGGCGAAACGAGUUUGACCCGGCGUUAAUCCUGAGCCGGCGGUGAUGCUAAGCAUACGCUAAUUAUUUUGCGAAACGAGUUUGACCCGGCAGUAAUUCUAGGCAGGUGCAUACUAUAUACCCGGCGGUAAUUCAAGGAAUUUCGGCACUUGUAAAGAACAUCAUGUCAUGGCUGUCUUGACUUUCCAAUCAUUUCUACAACUCUUAUUUUUUUGUGAUGUAGUGAUUGGAGCACAUACUUGUUGCUCACAAAAAAAACCUCAUGAAAUUUGCUUCUUUUAUGAAUUUAUUAUGGCUCUACUGGAAAUGUGAGUAAUCAAAAGUAUACAUACAGCAAUGUUAAUAUUUGCUUACAUGUCCCUUGGCAAGUUUCACUGCAAUAAGGCGCUUUUGGUAGCCAUCCACAAGCUUCUAGGUUGAAUUUUUGACCACAAAAUUGGUGCAGUUCAGCUAAAUUUGUUGGGUUUUCUGACAUGGACUUGUUUCUUCAGCAUUGUCCACACGUUUAAGUCAGGACUUAGGGAAUACCAUUAUAAAACUUUAAUUCUAGCCGUAUUUAGCCAUUCCUUUACCACUUUUGACGUGUGUUAGGGACCAUUGUCCUGUGGGAACACCCAACUGAGCCCAAGACCCAACCUCCGGGCUGAUGAUUUUAGCUUGCCCUUAAGAAUUUGGAGGUAAUCCUCCUUUUUCAUUGUCCCAUUUAAAGUACCAGCAAAACAGGCCCAGAGCAUAAUACUACCACCACCAUGCUUGACGGUAGAUAUGGUGUUCCUCAGACCGUUUCUCCUCCAAACAUAUUGCUGGGUAUUAUGGCCAAACAGCUCUUUACUGUGUUGACUAUUUUGGGGUUAACAGAAUGACACAAAACAUGUUUUUGGGAUGUCACAAUAGCCAAUGUCAAUAUCAUACCCACUCAAACAUUCCAGACUGGACCGACUGUGAUUACUAGAGAUUAGUAGUCGUGGUGAUGAAUGUUGUGCCGGAAUCUGGCAUAAAACCGCUUUAAAGUCAGGAUUUUUAGGCUGGCAUUAACGAGUUCAAAUCAUUUAAAUCAGGGGUCUCAAACACGCGGCCCGCGAGACGUUAUUUUGCGGCCCGCACUUUAAUAUGAAAUUUAAUGUUGGUGCGGCCCGCAAGUUUUAUAUUGAUGGCGCUUUACAGCGUCAUACUUGUAUACCCUCGAUUUUUCCGGGAGACUCCCAAUUUUCAGUGCCCCUCCAGGGGUAAUUGUUGUCCCGAAAUUCACCCGAACAACUAUAUUGAACAGGGCACCGUGGAGGCCCUACCUUUAGCGUCCUCUACAACCUGUACAUGUUGUAUUUGACUUCAGUCGACACAGUGACAUAGUUGAUCAACAGCCAUACAGGUCACACUGAGGGUGGCCGUAUAAACAACUUUAACACUGUUACAAAUAUGCGACACACUGUGAACCCACACCAAACAAGAAUGACAAACACAUUUUGGGAGAACAUCCGCACCGUAACACAACAUAAACACAACAGAACAAAUACCCAGAAUCCAAUGCAGCCCUAACUCUUCCGGGCUACAAUAUACACCCCUGCCCCUCCCGACACCGCCCCCUAUUGUAGUCCGGAAGAGUUAGGGCUGCUUUGGAUGCUGGGUAUUUCAUGCAGAUGUUCUCUCAAAAUGUGUUUGUCAAUCUUGUUUGGUGUGGGUUCACAGUGUGGCGCAUAUUUGCAACAGUGAUAAAGUUGUUUAUACGGCCACCUUCAGUGUGACCUGUAUGGCUGUGAUCAAGUAUGUCUUGCAGUCACUUCCGUGGGUCUGCAGAAGCCUCUUACAAUAUUUGACUGUGCCGGCACACUGUUUGUAUGAUGGAAAAGCGGAUGAGACAGCAGGUUGUAGAGGACGUAAAAGGUUUUCCGGGUGAAAACCGGGAAAAUAUUAGCCACCGGAGAUUGUGGGGAGGGGCACUGAUAUUCGGGUGUUUUCCGGAAAUAUCGCGAGAGUUGGCAAGUAUGAUGCUAGAGCGGGAAAGCCAUUCAAAGAAGGGGAAUUCAUUAAAAAGUGCAUGUUAGAUUUUUCUUAAGAAAUCUUUUCUUGCGGCCCAGCCUCACCCAGUUUCUGCAUCCAGUGGCCCCCAGGUAAAUUGAGUUUGAGACCCCUGAUUUAAAUCAACAUGACAAUCUUUGUUGAUCAUGUAAACUUUUUUGCGUUAGCAUAAUGCUAGCUCUGAGUUGUCUUAGCGUGGAGGAUGUAGCGCAACAAUCCAUAGCGGACAACUCUUGUUUAGACAACGCCUCUGCUGGUUGUGGCCAAGUAGUGCACUCCAUCUUUCCCUCUGUGUUGUCAGGACACGACUAGAUAAGUAAUUAUUCAUUUAAGAUGAAUUCAUGAACUUUUAAGCCCUUCCUCAUUGUUUCCCGCGACUGACGUCCUUUCUAUUGAAUGUGCCAUCGGAAUUUGUGCCAGUAUCUUUUGAAAAAGUUCAUUGUUUAGGGCAAUAUGGGUGAAUAAUAUAAGUGUUUCAUAUCGGUCAAUGUCGAUAACUAUUGAUAUUUUUAUGACCGAUCAAAAAUAAAGACCAGGAGAAAAUGUUAUUAAAUGUCAACAUUUUUAUUUUCAAUUCUAACCUUCCUCUGAUUAAAAUCCCCUUAGCUAUCAAGAGGAGGGAAGGAAAUGUCAACACAAGUAUCAUUUCAUGGAAAUACAAUUACUAAAAUCACAUUUUAAAAUGAACUUGCAAAAAUAAGGAAUACAUAAGAAAUGCUGUUGACAUUAUUAUAUUGAUUUGGAGCAGGGGUCACCAACCUUUUUGAAACCAAGAGCUAUUCUUGGGUACUGAUUAAUGCCAAGGGCUACCAGUUUGAUACACACUUAAAUUGUAUUUCUGUCUGUCAUUCUGUCGUACAUUUUUUUUCCUUUUACGGAAGGUUUUUUUUAGAGAAUAAAUGAUGAAAAAAACACUUAAUUGACAGUUUAAAAAGAGGAAAAACACGAAAGAAAUCAAUUAAAUUUUGAAAAAUUUCGACUCUUUUUAAAAUUCAAAAUUCUCCCCAAAAAAAGAAGAGAAAAACUAGCUAAUUCUAAUCUUUUUGAAAAAAUUAGAAAAAGAAUUUAUAGAACAUCAUUAGUCAUUUUUCCUGUUUAAGAUUAAUUUUACAACUUUGAUUAAAUGUUUUAAAUAGGUUAAAAAUCCAAUCUGCACUUUGUUAGAAUAUAUAACAAAUUGGACCAAGCUAUAUUUCUAACAAAGACAAAUCAUUAUUUCUUCUAGAUUUUCCAGAACAAAAAUUUUAAUAGAAAUUCCAGUCUUUGGAAAUAAGAUUUAAAUUUGAUUCUAUAGAUUUUCUAGAUUUGCCGGAAUACUUUUUUUUAAUUUUAAUCAUAAUAAGUUUGAAGAAAUAUUUCAAAUAUUCUUCAUCGAAAAAACAGAAGCUAAAAUGAAGAAUUAAAUUAAAAUGUAUUUAUUAUUCUUUACAAUAAAAAAAUAAAUUUACUUGAACAUUGAUUUAAAUUGUCAGGAAAGAAGAGGAAGGAAUUUAAAAGGUAAAAAGGCAUAUGUGUUUAAAAAUCCUAAAAUCAUUUUUAAGGUUGUAUUUUUCCUCUAAAAUUGUCUUUCUGAAAGUUAUAAGAAGCAAAGUAAAGAAAAAAAUUAAUUUAUUUAAACAAGUGAAGACCAAGUCUUUAAAAUAUUUUCUUGGAUAUUCAAAUUCUAUUUGAGUUUUGUCUCUCUUAGAAUUAAAAAUGUCGAGCAAAGCGAGACCAGCUUGCUAGUAAAUAAAUACAAUUUAAAAAAUAAAGGCAGCUCACUGGUAAGUGCUGCUAUUUGAGCUAUUUUUAGCACAGGCCCGCGGGCACCGUGUUGGUGACCCCUGAUUUAGAGCGUGCUAAAAAGAACAUGUUCACCCAUUCUGACGUGUCUGAAAAACAGUUUAUUAUUCUGACCACUUAAGUAAUUAUUAAAUAGAAUGACGGACGGACCAAAUGUCAACAACCCAUGAGAAAUAAAAGCAAGGCGUUUUCUUUUAGUGAAGUGACACAACAAAGAGUUGAAUGCGUUAUCUGCAUGUGUGAACAGCUUACACCCACAUCACUGUAAGACUAUUGGUAGUAUUUUGAACGUCAGCUGCUGUUUUCCUUCCAGAGCAUAGUAGUCCAUCCAAAGUAAUUUAUUUUCCAGUUAGCAUCUAUAUUAUACUAUUAUACCAAUAAAUAAGAGUUGAUUGUUCUUCUUUGCUGUGCUGAAUGUGUCCUUUUUUUUUUACCUGAACAUGUGUUGUUUAGCUUUGCAACGGUAAUAACAAUGUAGUCUGCUCUCCUUUUCAGUGACUUGAAAGAUGUACUGUAUCAUCAGGCCUUGUGGCAACAGUGAAACUUCAGACAAUCUACUUGUCUUUUCUCUACUUUCUAUUAUAAAAUGCGUCUUGUCUCCUGUUGUCCAAAUAAAAGCGUCAAGGACGUU
This is a messenger RNA of Nerophis ophidion (straightnose pipefish), 6622 nucleotides long. It is a transcript of the gene gmfb, whose product is annotated as glia maturation factor, beta. The record is from RefSeq and is a predicted model, not a curated record. NCBI's taxonomy places the organism in Eukaryota, Metazoa, Chordata, Actinopteri, Syngnathiformes, Syngnathidae. Gene Ontology annotation, biological process: negative regulation of Arp2/3 complex-mediated actin nucleation; actin filament debranching. The transcript has 7 exons. Gene Ontology annotation, molecular function: actin binding; Arp2/3 complex binding. Bases 138 to 566 code for a protein of 142 amino acids. Gene Ontology annotation, cellular component: actin cortical patch.